Lethenteron reissneri (Far Eastern brook lamprey) is the source of this 8585-nucleotide messenger RNA. Its product is annotated as probable G-protein coupled receptor 153. NCBI's taxonomy places the organism in Eukaryota, Metazoa, Chordata, Hyperoartia, Petromyzontiformes, Petromyzontidae. Gene Ontology annotation, cellular component: membrane. Gene Ontology annotation, biological process: G protein-coupled receptor signaling pathway. The record is from RefSeq and is a predicted model, not a curated record. Gene Ontology annotation, molecular function: G protein-coupled receptor activity.
ACGACGGGGUGGGUGGCCAGCACCACGCCCGACCGCCUUUGUAUCUCCAGCGCCGAUGUUUACACACUGCACCUGCAGUUUACUCAUUUAUGGCUGAGUCCACCUAGGCGCGGUGUAAGGCACAGGCCCGGUUCGGCUCUCACCUGCCAUUGACUGGUGUUGUCCGUGACCGGGAAGGCGAAGGUCCGCCGCGCGGUGCGCUAACCGUUGCGCCACCGCUCCCCACUCAACCCCCACCCCUCCCCCCACAACCAGCCGCCGUCACCGGCUGCUCUCCUCGUGUGGAGCAGCAUCGCGGAUGAGCCGGGCUCGGUGCGGCAUCCCCAGCUCCAUCCCGCCAGUGCUGGCUUGUGUCGUCAUCAUCAUCAUCCUCCUUCGCUUCCUCCAACUGGUCCACCUCUUUAUCAUGAGCAGCAGCAGCGUCGUCCUCCUCCUCCUCUGCUCGCCCAUGAUCAUCGUCACAUCUGCGUAGGGAGACGGGACCCUGCUCGCUCGGGAGGCGCUGCGGAUGAGAGAGGCUCAACGGCGGUGGUGGAGAGCGGCGAAGCGCAUCGGAGCAGGCGGACGCGUGUGAUGCUGCCGCUCGAUGCUUCUGGCCCCCCGCGCCGUGGUGGUGGCGGCAGCCGCCCCCCGCCGCCCGCCGCCAGCUGUGUCCCCGCGCCCCGCGUGACCCACAUCUCCAUCUCCUCCGCGCUAACAAAAGGAGCGCUAAUGAAUUGACAAGAGUCUCGCUUUUGCAAGGUGCGCUCUCGCCUCGUUGGAAUAGCGAUUACCGAAAUAUAUUAUUAUUAUAAUUCGCAUUAUCGUCGUUAUUAGGUUUCUAAUUUUAGCAUCGGGGCUGCGUGGCGGCCUGUGGUGGGGGAAGGAGGGGGGGAUUGUUGGAGCGAUCCGGAGCGAGCGAGCGAGCGUGCGAGAGAGGAGAGACUCCGUUGGCGGGCGACGCUCGCCAGGGUGCAGAGAGAGCACGUGAGGAAUGGAGAAGGGGAUGUAAAUCGAUUCGAUUAAUAUCUACCGCUUUUCAUUUCGGAAGCUGCCACCGGCGUUCAGCGAUCGCGCGUCGCUGCUAAUCGCCGCCGUAGCCCCCAGCCGGUUGAAUUCUCGGUGGCGAUGAUCGCGCCAGGAACUUGAAUUUCCCUUCGCCUCUCAAGGUGGCCUGCAGAAUGGCGCGCAGCUGCGGCGCUCACCGGCAAACCCGACGAAAGCGGCCGACGGCGAGAAUCUUCCGGCCGGCUUCUUGCCAAUCGCCUGCCGCAGCCCCAGUCGUGGCAAUCGCUUGAACUGCACCCGACCGACCGCAUCGGCGAAUCGGAUGCUUCGUCGGGGUCGCGCCAUCCGCCGGCUCGCCACCGGCUCCCCGUCGUCGCCGGCACCUCAGGACGCCACCGUCCACUCGAGCGUCUUUCGGACGCCACCGUCGGCCGACCUUCGCGCUCUGAGGCAGCGGCCGCCCCCGGCCGCGCCGGGACUCCCCGCUCGAUGCCGCCCCUGAGCAAGUGGAGGGACCUGAGCCACGCGCCGACGAUGAGCGCCGACGAGCCGCGGGCGCCCUACAACCAGUCGCUGUCGUGGCUCAUCUGCGCCCUCGUGGCGUUCUUCGCCAACGUGUGGGGCAUCCUGAGCGUGACGGCCAAGCAGCACAAGUGGAAGCCGCUGGACAUGCUGAUCUGCGCGCUGGGCGCGACGCACGCCCUCAACGCGGGCGUCCCCAUCGCCAUGUACUCCGUCAUCCAGAUGCGCAAGUACUCGUCGGACUUCGAGUGGAACGAGGGCGUGUGCAAGGUGUUCGUGUCCACCUUCUACACGCUCACGCUCGCCACCAGCUUCACCGUCACGUCGCUCUCCUACCACCGCAUGUGGAUGGUGCGCUGGCCCGUCAACUACCGGCUGAGCAACGCGCGCAAGCAGGCGCUGCAGACCGUUGCGGGCGUGUGGACGGUGUCGUUCGUGCUGUGCGCGCUGCCCGCCGUCGGGUGGCACGACACGGCCGAGCGCUUCUACCACCGUGACUGCCGCUUCAUCGUGGGCAAGAUCGGCCUCGGCUUCGCCGUCUGCUUCUUGCUGCUGGUCGCGGGCAGCUCGGCGAUGAGCGUCGCCUGCAUCGGCGUCGCCUUCUUCCAGACGGUGCGCGCCGGGUGCGGGCGCGGCCACGCCGCCGCCGCCGCGGGCGCCUCGGACGCCGCGUUCACGGUGCCCGCCAUCGUGGUGGAGGACGCGCAGGGAAAGCGGCGCUCGUCCAUCGACGGCUCCGAGUCGGUGCGGACGUCGCUGCAGAUCACCUACCUCGUGACGGCCGUCGUGGUGCUCUACGAUGCGCUGGCCGCCAUGCCCAUCAUGGCCGUGAGCUUCGUGAGCAUCCGGCACGACGCGGCGCGACCGUGGAUGGUGAUCGCUUGCCUCUGGUGCUCGCUGGUGCAGACCAUGCUCUUCCCGGCCAUGGUGUGGCUGUGCGAGCGCUACCGGGCCGACUGCCGCGCCAUCUGGGACAAGUGCCUCGCCCUGUUGGCCAGCGACGAGGAGAAGUCCGCGGGCUGCCCUUACGCGUCCCCCUACGGCUCGGCGCAGCGCUUCGACCCGCUGGCCCCGCCCGAGACGCUCAGUGUGGAGCGCUUCACGCACGGCGGCGGCGGCGGCGCCGAUGGCUGCGGCACCGCCGGGGAGCCCGGAGAGCCGGGGAGCUCCGAGCUCCACCUCGGCCUCGACAGCUUCCCCCUCUGCGAGCUGCCGCAGGGAGACCGCAUGCAGUACCUGCAGGUGCCGCAGACUCGCCGCUUCUCCCACGACGAGGGCGACGUGUGGCAGGGCGCGCAGACCGCGUACCUCCAGGUCUGGGCGCCCACGGGGGGCUCCGGGGUGAUCCACAUCCACGGCGCCGUCAAGCCGGGCGACCUGGGCCCCGGCGGGGGCUACCUGCUCGCGCCGUACUCCGACCCGCAGCUCGCCGGCCACCCGGCCUACCACCACCACCACCACCACCGGCGGCGCCGCCUCUCCGACGACUACGGGGCCCUCAUGCGGCAGCGGCUGCCGUGCGGCGGCGGGGGCAACGACGCCGGCCAGGUGGGCGACGAGACGGCGCCGGCGGCGAGGGCGCCCGAGUCGUCGCGGUACGUGAGCCGCGAGGACGUGGCGCGCUUCAUCGACAAGACGUCGGUGACGCUCGGCGGUGGGGGCGGCGGCUCCAGCGCCGCGGCGACGGAGCCGGCCGACUCCGCUGAGCUGCGAACGAUCGUGCUGGCGGACUUGGCGGAGGAGCCGCGGUGCAGGCACCCCGCCCCCCUCUCUCCUCGCCCCAACCCCAGCCCCGAUCCCGCCGCUCCCAGCGCCGACGCGGGAGGAGGAGGCGGCGGCGGGGACGACGGUGCCGCAGAGCGGACUCGGGUCUCCGGCGUCGACGGCUCCGCGGGGGGAACUCCGACGCGCGGCGGCGACGCCCGAGGACUUGCCGUGCCGGUCGUCUCGGUGUCGCCGGCCAAAGAGGCCGCCGUGAAACCGUGCGGCCGCGCGGCCGGCGCGACGCGCGACGGGUCGGACGGCGCCGUCGCCGCUUGCGCUCGGUCUGCGUGCGAGCGGGGAGCGCGGGGGGAAGCCGUCGCCGCGGCCGCGAGUGAGAGCGCCGCGUCGUGAGCGAAUACGUGCGAGGCGGCGAGCCGGACCGACCGACCGACCGACCGACUCGCUGACCGUGCGGAAAGAAGACGGGCGAGCGACCGUUGGUCGUCGCAGGCCGUCGCGUCAGCCCGGCGGUGACGUAGGAAGCGGGCGCUCGACGGAGCCAUGCUUGGCCCUGUCCUCACGACGCAUUGUGCGAGCUCGGCAUUCACCGGAAGCGUGCGAACGGAAGCGAGCGGAGCCGCUGUCGUGGCGAAGUCGCGACAAGAGGCUCCUGUGUGCCGACGAGGGUGGUGAGAAAUGUCACGGCGUGUCUCGGUUGUGGGAAAAGAAACACGUGGCCCAGAACAAGCUGUGAAUUUUAAUGGCGAGGAAACGUAUAAAACAUUUUUUAAAAUUGAUUUCAGUUUUCUUUUUUCUCUACUCCUUUUGCACAGGGCUCAAGUCUUGCAUCGACGUGAAAAAAAUGUAAUUACAGAGCAAGAAGUGCCUGGGGUGUGCUGGAGAGAAAGCCAUUGCUUAAAUAAAAUAAUUGCUUCUCAAAAACAAGAACGCUGGUGAACGUCCGACGAUCUUACAAAAGCCUCGGGCAGCUGUGUGCAAAGGCACAUCGAUGAGUGGGUGAGACUGUGCUAACAGUCGUUGUAUCCCUCUGAAAGGCAUACCCCGUGAUCAUCGUCAUCAUUAUAAGCCAUGGUCUAUCCACUGCUGGAUGAAGGCUUCAUCACGCUGUCACCAUUUCUAUUGGCCCUCUGAUAAGAAUCUGAAUAUUUAUUUUUUCUGGAAAAAACCGACGAGCUAUUUUUUUUCACAGAUGUCCGGUAGGGGCAGGUCAGAACGUUACAACAACAAUACAACAACACAGUCCAUCUCACUCCUUCACAAGAACCGGUCUUAACGCUGCCAUCUCCCCGGCGACCGACGUGGGACACGUUCUCCCAUACGCGUUGCGGCCGCCAUUCCUUCGUAAGGCCUGUACAUGGGUCGUCAUCCCUUCUCGUGGAUGCGUCCUGCCCAAGCCCAUUUGCUGUUCCCAAGAGUCCAUUUGGUGUCUGUGAUUUGCAGUUGUUCACCGAUGCUCCUCUUUCUGUCUUGCAGUUUAUUUCAAGUACAAGUAUGGGCCUUUACAUUCCUCUUCAGCAGGUCCCAGAAUUCCCACUUAUCGAGCAAAGCCACACUUGAGUCCAAGGACUCAUUAUCAGGAGGGUGCUGCCACAUUUGGGUUUUUAUUUUAAGAUGUUUCAGCAAGUUAAUGGGUUGUUUAUUAUAUGUGGGGGAGGAAACCCGUGAGGGGGCAACGCUCUAUCCCCAUACAGAUAGAAACAGAUGGCGAUUACUCCACCGCCCUCUCCUGUGCACCGCCUUCUGGCGAGCCAGGGUAUGGCACCACCUCGUCGCCCACGGGAAGGGAGUUUCACAACGCCAUCCGUGCGGUGAUCCACCAACCCUCGGUGCUGCCACGGCGCUGCUGGGUUACAGACAGCCACGUGCAGCGCAGCUACCACCGCUGCCCGGCUACCUGCCGGUUACCCUCAGAGCGAAUCUCGUCAGAACCCAGCUGUUGUCACGGCUUGCCACUCGGGCGCGGGUCAGCUCAUUUUUAGCGCAUUGUCGCCUGACCCGAACCCAAACGGCAACCCGCAAAAACGUACAAUUCCGACUUGCUUCGUGGAAACCCGUGGGUCGCCGUGGGUCGCCGUGGGAACCAGAAUCUGUUACCAAUUGCAGGACCGCAGCGUUUCCCUUGCUGCUGCUAGCCACCAACUUCAGGAGGAUUUCUCCAUCGACGAAUUCGGGUUUUUUUUUUAUGGGAACUGAAUGGCCUGAGCAUUCAGAUACCCUCGUGUGAGUUACCCCAUCCGGCGGAUUUGAGUCUGACGUUUUUAAAUAAUACAACGUGUGUUUUCGGUGAAGUAUUUGGAAUCGCAUAUCUGCUGUCAGAUAUGUCUCCUCUGCAAUGCACUCAAAACGACGUCUCUCUCUGGGCUAUUAUUCAUGAGGAGGUGUGACCUUUGUGACUGUUUAACGAUGAAUCUUUACAGGAAUCGGCGCGAUUAAUCACCGCUCCGGUAACGUCUGAAAAAUAUUAAGCUGAUUAAAACAAAAGAAACCCGUUUCGUUAGUAUCCCCGCUCGAUGUUGUGCAAUGUUUAUAAUAUACGUAAAGUUUUUUUUUUGGUACAUUUUCCUAAAAUGUAAAUAACACAGUGAAAUUUGUUAGGUGUAAAAAAUGUGUAAAAAAACACGAAACGAAAACUUUUGUACAAAAAACUAAAUCCGUUUGCAAGCUCUGUCUUGCGAACCGAUAUCAGUUGCAGCGUUGGGUUCACAAACCCGCGAACGUGCGCGGUUCGUCAACUCGUCCGUUUAUCGAAUCGUGAUUUUGACAUCUCGAGUCUUCGCAGUGUCCCCACAACAACGGGCGCGGAUGUUUUAUCUUUUACCCCCCCCCCUUCCUCGCGCUGUUGAUGGCAUCGCCGAGAUUUGACGGUGCACUUACGAGAUGACUGACAACACUGCCGCGUGCCGCGUGCGUGGAAGACACCCACACAGUGCUGUGACAAUGGAGUGCGCUGGCUCUUAGCGUAACGUGGCGCUUCAUGGGUACAGACAAGUCUACAGACUUAACCCGCCAUUGCUCGUUCGCAGCUAUGCCAGCAGCUCUGAAACAGCAGUCCUUUAUUCAAAGGCCACUCCCCAACCUCUGCCUUUCCACAGUUUACCAAAUCUUCUUCUUUGCUGUUCCCACGCAGCUCGAGGUGACCGCUUGGCAGGUGAGCGGAGUGAUGCUCGUUAUCAACCUGGUGCUUGACUUCGGAUGAUUGUGUAACAGGGGGUGAAUUUAAAAUCAUCGAUUUUGAAACAACGCAAUUGAAUCGCAAUUGAAUCACUCCGGCAUUAAUGUUUCGGUCUGGCGGUUUCAAUGGCAGAAUGUUUGCAUAUUUUUUAGCGCAGAGAUCCGAUGCGGUGGUUCGUACGCUGCACCGCAAACCUGGUGUCCUGGGUUCGAUUCCCAGCCACAGCUAACAACUUUCACUCGUCACUUGAUGAUAGCCUUAGAAAACAAACGUGGCUAACAUCAGUGGCGUGUGAUAUGUGGACCAGUCCCGGCAAGACCCCUCUUCGUUAACCCGCAUUGACCAGCUUGGCGAAGCAUGGUCAAAAAACCCACAUGACCGACACGCCAUGGGGGAGCCUUCACCCAGAAGAGUUGUCAAUUAUGAUAUUUGUCAUCUGAAAAUGUAACGUGGUUGAAUUUGUUUUAUUUUACAUGUGCUCUAAUUUACAUUGAAGCAGUGAUGAGUGGCAUCUUUAAAGUUACAGUCUCAUUUGUCAUCUACGGAUGCCGAUGCUGUGAUGAUGAAUCCAUGGACUGCGUGCGUUCACCUUUAUAAAGAGGCUGACUGUGUGUGCGUGUAUAGCCCUGACACGCAGUCUCUAGUGUGCGCGUGUGGAGUGGUGGCACUGCUACGCACCCUGAGCGACCCAAUUCGUGCUCACAGCCGACAUCGGUGAUGAAUACCUGAACUGCUCCUGAGCCCCCCCCCCCCCCUCGGUCGACCCAAUGAGUACCUGGUGCAGUGCGUGAAACGUCAGCACAACGAGACAAAGGUGGCUGGACGUGGUGCUAGGUACACCAACCGCCUUCAUAUGCGCUCGCUAACGCCACUUGAUAGACUACAUGGCGGAUAUUCGUUUUUUUUGUCCAGCCAUAAAUAUAAAAUAAAUGAUUUUGCCAUGUGACGAGCAUCUCUAUAGCUGGCUGUGUGUGAAAGGUGUAGCAGUCCGAAAGUGGAUCAGAUGUAAUUUGCAGGGAACUGAGAAGUCGUUUUCUGAUAUCUGCGGCCAUUCUGUUCACGUGUGGAGCGUGCCCUGCUCUGCGAGAGUUCCACAUGUAGUAACGUGUGUGUCGUGACAUUCACCCGAAAGUGCAAUCGCAUCAACAUUGGAAGUGCUGCUCUCAGUCGCGUGCGAUCGCGCUACAUCUUCAAACAGGAACACUUUGCAUGCCCAAUUUACAUCGGUUUGGAGAUUGUGGCAUACGCACUCAAACACGCGGAUUCCAAUAUGAGACUGCUUGCUUGGAUCAUGUCUUUAAAUAAAAGGUAAAAUAUUUGCAUUGUCACAAGAUUGGAAAUGUACCUACUCAUGCACCGGGGGCUUAUUUCCGUUCACGCAUUCAAUAUUACUAUGGUUUUAGAAUGUGUUUUUUUUAUAUCUUUCAUAACAUGUUUAAAUUGUAUUAUUUCAUGCGAUCUUGAUGUAAUUUAUUCAGUUUUAUUUUCUUACUAUUUAUUUUCGGAAUGUGUGCGCAAUGGUGUGUGAUUAUUGCUCUUGUCGUGUUGUGAAUUAAUGAGUUGUGUCUGCGGAUAUUUUUUUUAUUUUCUCGGACCCAAGUGGAACUGAUGAGCUGCUGCCAUCUCUGUGAGAGUCGCCUUGGACACGUGUCGUGAAUCUCAAGGGUCCGUCCCGGUUAAAUAAAGAUCAAUGGAAAAAUAAUGUAUAUCUUGUGAUAAUAUCAAAUCCAAAUAUACACGCUUUGUAAUAUGUAUGCCUUGAUAAAAAAAAAAAAUCUAAUUCUAUACGCCAGAGCGAUGGACGAGGGGAUGUGGUCUCUGCAUUGAUGUUGAGGUCUCGACAGGGGAGGGGGGUGGGAAAGUGUCUAAUGAAAUAUUGAAUUAGCUUAUUAUUGAAAGCCACAGCAAGUGCCCUUGAGCAAUUCGGCUGUUCACAUUUCAGGCUCUUGUUGGUCGGUGUAUCCAACGGUGGUCAAUAUGAGUAGGCCGACGUAAAAUAAAUACGGCCGCAACAUUUAACGUUGUGAGGUUAUUGUGUCAUCAUGAGUUUUGUUUUGUUUUCGUACUUUUGGAAAAUCGUUGCCCCCCCAAAAAGCAUAUGGUUGUUGUAAGAUUGUUAACAAUUGUAGUAAAGUUUGGGUUUACUGUUGCUUGUUCCACAUGAAUGUUUGCUCUCACU